Messenger RNA from Carassius carassius (crucian carp), 989 nucleotides. It is a transcript of the gene cldn15lb, whose product is annotated as claudin 15-like b. NCBI's taxonomy places the organism in Eukaryota, Metazoa, Chordata, Actinopteri, Cypriniformes, Cyprinidae. The transcript has 6 exons. The coding region runs from base 146 to 814 and encodes 222 amino acids. The record is from RefSeq and is a predicted model, not a curated record. Gene Ontology annotation, cellular component: plasma membrane; bicellular tight junction. Gene Ontology annotation, biological process: bicellular tight junction assembly; cell adhesion. Gene Ontology annotation, molecular function: structural molecule activity.
GCCAAUGUUAACACAGUGACACUCACCCGUCUUUCAAAUAGACUGAAAACCGUGUUCGCAAGUCACAAUUUCAGAGGAAACUUCUAAUUAUUCUUCAUUAUUAGGUCAUAAUUCACUGGGAGCCACAGAGAAUCCCUCGCUCAGGAUGGCAUCGAUGGUGGUUCAGCUGAUGGGAAUGUUUCUGGGAAUCGUCGGCUGGUGUUUGGAGUCCAGUUCCAUCAACUCAGCCGUUUGGAGGAAAGCCAGUCAUGGAGAGGCUGUGGUGACGGCCAGCUUUCGCUUUGAAGGCCUGUGGAUGUCGUGUGCGUCUAACUCGCUCGGAGCCAUUCACUGUCAGAGAUUCAAAACCGUUCUGGGACUUCCAGGAUACAUCCAGGCCUGUCGGGCUCUGAUGAUAAUCGCUCUCAUUCUGGGUUUGCUGGCUGUUAUUCUGGCCACGAUGGGACUCAAGUGCACUAAACUGGGCAGCACAUCUGAGGAGACGAAAGGGAAGAUCAGCCUCACCGCAGGGAUCAUGUUCAUCCUGUCAGGUGUGUGUGUUAUGGUGGCCGUGUCGUGGUACGCCGCUCGAGUCGUUCAGGAGUUUAAUGAUCCUUUUUAUGGAGGAACAAAGUAUGAACUGGGAGCCGGUCUGUAUCUGGGAUGGGCGGCAGCAGCUCUGGAAAUAUUAGGUGGAGCAAUCCUCUGCACUUCCUUCAAGAGCUCAAGACCUGCACAAACACGGAGUCACAAUUAUAACUACAGCGCUUCACAGCCGCAGAAGAUCUACAGAUCAGCCCCGUCUGAAAACAGCGUCUCCAAAGCUUACGUCUGAGUGUUUUCCUUUCCUUUUUUUGUACAAUGACGUGUGUAUUUUUAUUGUACUUGCAUUUUAGAAGUCAAUGCAUUGAGCUUAUUUACAUGACUUUGCAUGAUUCAUCAGUGUUGAUUUCAUAAAAAGGGAUUAUUUCAUAACAUCAAAGUGUAAAAUAACAUUCUGAGCUUAUAUG